Molecule: messenger RNA, 3066 nt
Organism: Pieris macdunnoughi
Lineage: Eukaryota; Metazoa; Arthropoda; Insecta; Lepidoptera; Pieridae
Source: the annotation of a GenBank genome assembly
AUGUCUCAAGCCGAGGAACCCAUGGAAACUGCGGAUGUUGGCGACAACUCUAAUGGCUCGUCUAGUGAUACAACAUCGUCUAGAGGCAAAGAGGGCGAUUUCGAGAGUAAAAUUGAAACUGAUCGUUCAAAGAGAUUUGAUUUUUUACUCAAGCAGACUGAGAUCUUUUCGCAUUUUAUGAGCAAUACUAAAACUACUAGUAGCCCUCCUAAACCGAAAGCUGGCAGGCCCAGAAAGAACAAAGAAAUUGAAGCAAGUCCUGGAGACAACCGGCACCGUAAAACAGAGCAAGAAGAAGAUGAAGAGUUGCUUGCAGAAACAAAUACUAAACAAAAAAGUAUAUUCAGAUUUGAAGCAUCACCACCAUACAUUAAAAAUGGUGAAAUGAGAGAUUAUCAAGUGAGAGGUCUCAAUUGGAUGAUAUCAUUGUAUGAAAAUGGUAUUAAUGGUAUAUUGGCUGAUGAGAUGGGUCUAGGAAAGACUUUGCAAACUAUUUCCUUGCUUGGCUAUAUGAAGAAUUUCAAGAAUGCUGCAGGACCUCAUAUUGUCAUUGUGCCAAAGUCAACACUUACAAACUGGAUGAACGAAUUUAAAAAAUGGUGUCCAUCAUUAAAAGCUGUGUGCCUCAUAGGUGAUCAGGAAACAAGGAAUAUCUUUAUCAGAGAAACUCUGAUGCCGGGAAACUGGGAUGUAUGCAUAACAUCAUAUGAGAUGAUAAUAAGAGAAAAGUCGGUGUUUAAGAAAUUCAACUGGAGGUAUAUGGUGAUUGAUGAAGCCCACAGGAUUAAGAAUGAAAAAUCUAAAUUAUCUGAAUUAUUGAGAGAAUUCAAAAGUAUGAACCGUCUGUUGUUAACUGGAACUCCGCUUCAGAAUAAUUUACAUGAACUUUGGGCGUUGCUCAACUUUCUCUUGCCUGAUGUUUUUAACAGUUCUGAUGAUUUUGAUGCAUGGUUCAACACAAAUGCGGCUCUUGGAGAUAAUCAACUGGUGUCUCGAUUACACGCCGUCCUUAGACCGUUCUUGUUGAGACGUCUCAAAGCGGAAGUUGAGAAAAAGUUGAAGCCGAAAAAGGAAGUCAAGGUCUACGUUGGCUUGAGUAAGAUGCAGAGGGAAUGGUAUACCAAGGUUCUGAUGAAGGAUAUUGAUGUUGUAAACGGCGCGGGUAAAGUCGAAAAAAUGCGUCUUCAAAACAUUCUCAUGCAACUUCGUAAAUGUUGCAACCACCCAUAUUUAUUCGACGGAGCCGAACCCGGACCACCCUACACCACCGACGAGCACUUGGUGUACAAUUGCGGAAAAUUGGCUAUUUUGGACAAGUUGCUCCCGAAACUGCAAGAACAGGAAUCGAGGGUGCUAAUAUUCUCCCAAAUGACGAGGAUGCUGGAUAUUUUGGAGGACUUUUGUCUUUGGAGACAGUUUAAGUACUGCCGUUUAGACGGUCAAACGCCACACGAAGAUAGGAACAGACAGAUUGAGGAGUACAAUGCGGAGGGGAGUGAUAAAUUCGUCUUCAUGUUGUCGACUCGGGCUGGUGGUCUGGGGAUUAACCUCACCUCGGCUGAUGUCGUCAUCAUUUAUGACUCCGAUUGGAACCCGCAAAUGGACCUACAGGCUAUGGACAGAGCUCACAGGAUCGGACAGAUGAAGCAGGUACGUGUGUUCCGUCUGAUAACAGAAAACACCGUAGAAGAGAAGAUCGUAGAGCGAGCGGAGGUCAAAUUGAGACUGGACAAAUUGGUGAUCCAAUCAGGUCGCCUUAUGGACACGAAAAGCCACCUUAACAAAGACGAGAUGCUGAAUAUGAUCAGACAUGGAGCCAAUCACGUCUUUUCAUCCAAGGACUCAGAGAUCACCGAUGAUGACAUUGACUCUAUACUCGCUAAGGGAGAGACCAAGACUGAAGAGUUGAAACAGAAGUUGGAGAGUUUGGGCGAGUCCUCGCUUCGUGCGUUUUCCAUGGACACGCCCGGAGCCACCACGGACUCCGUCUACCAAUUUGAAGGCGAGGACUACAGGGAGAAGCAGAAGAUAGCCCCGAUCGGAAACUGGAUCGAACCACCGAAGCGUGAGCGUAAAGCGAAUUAUGCCGUUGACGCGUAUUUCCGAGAGGCGCUUCGAGUCUCUGAGCCCAAAGCCCCAAAAGUCCAGGCCCCAAGACCUCCCAAACAGCCGAUCGUUCAAGACUUCCAGUUCUUCCCGCCUCGUCUUUUCGAACUCUUGGAUCAGGAAAUCUAUCAUUACAGAAAGACUUUGGGUUACAAAGUGCCAAGAAACCCUGAGUUGGGCCCGGAUGCUGCGAAAAUACAAAGAGAAGAACAGAGAAAGAUAGAUGAGGCUGAGGCUCUGGCCGAGGAGGAGGUCCAGGAGAAGGAGCAGCUUUUGACUCAAGGAUUUACCAAUUGGACGAAACGAGAUUUCAACCAAUUCAUCAAAGCCAACGAGAAGUAUGGGAGGGAUGACAUCGAAAAUAUCGCUAAGGACGUGGAGGGGAAGACGCCGGAAGAGGUAAUGGAAUAUUCAGCGGUGUUCUGGGAAAGAUGCCACGAGCUCCAAGACAUAGAUAGAAUCAUGGGGCAGAUCGAGAGGGGCGAGGCCAAGAUUCAACGGAGAGCCUCCAUCAAGAAGGCCUUAGAUGCCAAAAUGGCGCGGUACAGGGCGCCUUUCCACCAGCUCAGGAUCUCUUAUGGCACCAAUAAGGGCAAGAACUAUGUCGAAGAAGAGGAUAGAUUUCUAGUGUGCAUGCUUCACAAGCUGGGCUUCGAUAAAGAGAACGUGUACGAAGAGCUACGAGCGUCCGUCCACGCGGCUUCGCAGUUCCGCUUCGACUGGUUCCUUAAGUCGCGUACUGCUGUUGAACUGCAACGACGAUGCAAUACUCUCAUCACUUUGAUUGAACGCGAAAAUCAAGAGUUAGAAGAGAAAGAACGCGCUGAAAAGAAAAAGAAAAGUGGUAACGUGAAUCCGAACACUCCAGGGAACAAUGCUGGUAAAAGUGCCAACGCGGGCAAAAGGAAGGCCGACAACACACCCGACACCGCGCAGAAAAACAAGAAAAAGAAAAAAUGA